CCUCUUUGCGCUAGACUUAAAAACGCCACUGUAUAUGCAAAUAUAUAAAAAUAAAACGGUAAUUUAUUGAUAGUAGUAUAUUUUACAUAUCAACAACAAACGUGAAAAAACGCCUUUUCCUAACAUUGUGGGGCCCCUUGUCUCCAUAUAGAUGAUUAAUUGUAAGUGUUAUUUGGCAUGACAAGUGAAGAGAGAAAGAGAAAAGAGAGAGAGAGAGAGGGGGACUGGCGGGAGGAAGAGAGAAAGAGGAAGAGAGAGUGAGAAACCACACAACUAUUGUCGACGAUCCCUACGAGUUAGGAACGCACGGUGUGCAACGCGCACUGCAGACAGGCACUUUACCUCCACAAAUCACCAAAGGAAUUAUAAACACUUCAUCUCUAAAAUAACCAGAUCCACCAAACCCUGCAUUCUGCAUCAUUGGCCACAAUUAGCAUCCGGAAGACAUUCGUUUUCAAUGUCAAAGUAAAGGAGCAUCGCAGAUGGUGAAGAUGGUGAACAAAUGAAUCAAACAACCGGCGCGGCUUGAAGUGAGCUCGGCUGUCGAUGAGUUUCCUGCAUCAUGCCGCCGGGGGUCUACGGCAUGCAGGAUGUGUGGGACAGAGAGGGUCCACAACAGAUCAACAUGGAGUUCCUCCUCCCCACGGGGAUCUACCUCAACUUUACCGUAGCUCGUAGUGACACCAUCAGUACCAUCAAGAAGAUGUUGUGGAAAAAUGCCAAGGAGGAGCCGCUUUUCAGUGCGCUUGGUGACCCUGAUGCCUACGUCUUCACUUGCAUCAAUAUGACCGCUGAGCGGGAGGAGCUGGAAGACGAGCGGCGUCGACUGUGUGACGUCCAACCCUUUAUGCUAUUUCUUUGUCUGGUGGCACGAGAAGGGGACCGAGUUGAGAAGCUCAUCACAACCCAGAUCAGCUCGCUCAUAGGAAAAGGUCAUCAUGAAUUUGACUCUCAGAAGAACCACGAAGUAAACGAAUUCCGAACAAAAAUGCGGGCGUUUUGUGAAGACCGCGCUCAGGUGCGUCAGAUGUUGCCAUGGUAUCAGUGGAUGGAGUACAACUUCCCUUGUGACUUGGAGCCGUGCGGUACAGUGACACAGUCUGGGAAAUCACGCAGUGCUAAAAAGAUUUUUGUCAAUGUGAAGUUCGAAGGCAGCGAUGAGACAUUCGUUCUCCAGCAAGAUCCUCAGGACCUACCCAUGUUUCUAAAGCGGAACGCCUUGAGAAAAAAGUCCACCGUGUUUCGGUCGGUAAAGCAGGACAAGCCGGAGGAUUACGCCCUGCAGGUUAACGGAAGAUCGGAAUUCAUUUAUGGAAAUUAUCCACUGUGCCAGUUCAAAUAUAUUUUUACUUGUUUGCGCGGAGGUGUCACUCCACAUCUGACUAUGGUCCAUCAUUCGUCCAUCGUCAAAUACCAGGAGGAACAGGGCGGUCUCAGUAAUCAGGUGUCCAGAAGCCGGGCUCAGUCCAAACCUCCCCCUCUGCCUCUGAAAAGGCAAAACACAUCAUCGCUGUGGUCGAUCCAGGAGCCGUUCCACAUACACCUUUUACAGGGCAGUCGAGUCAAUGCAGAUGAGGGUAUGAAGCUGGUGGUUCAGGCCGGCCUUUUUCACGGCAGUGAGCUCCUUUGCAAAGUGGUGAUCAGCAAUGAGGUCUCCGUUUGUUCGGACCCAGUAUGGGACCAGAAGCUGGUGUUCGACAUCAGUGUUAGUGACCUGCCUCGCAUGAGCCGCCUCUGUUUCGCCCUCUACGGCGUCAUCGAAAAGACCAAGAAGCGCCCUACCAAGAAGAAGAACAAACGUGCGGACUGCCCUUUGGCCUGGGUGAACACGAUGGUGUUUGACUAUAAGGACCAGCUGAAGACUGGGGAAUUUUCCUUGUCCACUUGGCCCUCUGUUCCAGAUGAUAAGGGUGAUCUGUUGAAUCCUAUGGGUACUGUGGAGAAAAAUCCAAACAUUGACAGCGCUGCUGGUCUCCUGGUUCGCUUUCCCAAUAUUAGACCACACCCACUGUAUUAUCCACCAAUUGAAAAGCUAAACGAACUUAGUCUUAACGGUGACAAAGUUGUUGCUACAAAAGAAGAGCAACAGAAACUGAAAGAGAUAGUGGACAAUAAAAACUACACAGAGUUUUUUGAGGACGAAAAAGAGCUUUUGUGGAAGUUACGAGCAGAAGUGAGGCAGCGCUACCCAGAAAGCCUUUCCAAACUUCUGCUCAUCACUAAGUGGAAUAAACACGAAGAUGUGGCUCAGAUGGUUUGUUUGUUACGGAAAUGGCCAGAACUUCCUGCUCUGCACGCUCUCGAACUUCUGGACUACAGUUUUCCUGACCCUCACGUGCGUUCCUUCACCAUCCGUUGCCUCAGGAAGUUGCGCGAUGAAGAGCUCUUUCAAUACCUCUUGCAAGUGGUGCAGGUUUUGAAGUAUGAAUCUUACCUCGAUUGUGACUUGACCAGUUUCUUGCUGGAAAGAGCUCUGGCCAGCAAGAAAAUAGGUCACUUCUUAUUUUGGCACCUCAGGUCAGAAAUGCACGUACCCUCUGUCAGCUUGAGAUUUGGACUUAUUCUGGAGGCUUACUGCCGUGGAAGCAUCUACCACAUUAAGAGCUUGAUGAAGCAGAAUGAGGCUCUGAAUAAGAUGAAGGCUUUGAAUGACUUUGUAAAGUCAGGAAGUCAAAAGGCAACCAGGAUACAGACUACAGAAGACAUGAAAGUUUGCAUUAAACAGGACACUUACAUGGAAGCCCUCUCUGAUGUCGUGUCGCCACUUAACCCGAGCAUCGUGCUGUGUGAAAUCUGUGCAGACAAAUGCAAGUUCAUGGAUUCCAAGAUGAAACCACUGUGGCUGAUGUACAAAAACAAAUAUGACACCGUGGGACUUAUUUUUAAAAAUGGAGAUGAUCUGAGACAGGACAUGUUAACCCUUCAGAUGAUUCAGUUAAUGGACGUUCUGUGGAAAACAGAAGGACUUGACCUCAGGAUGCUUCCGUACGGAUGCCUGUCCACUGGGAAUAAGACGGGUCUCAUAGAGGUGGUGAAGAACUCGGACACCAUCGCCAACAUCCAGAGGAACAACAGCAACAGCGCGGCGACCGCUGCUUUUAACAAGGACGCUCUUCUUAACUGGCUGAAGUCCAAAAACCCCGGGGAUAAACUGGAUCAGGCAAUUGAGGAAUUUACGCUUUCCUGUGCAGGCUACUGUGUAGCCACGUAUGUUCUGGGAAUAGGAGAUCGGCAUAGUGACAAUAUUAUGAUCAGGGAAACGGGUCAGUUGUUCCAUAUAGACUUUGGGCACUUUUUGGGGAACUUCAAGAGCAAAUUUGGGAUCAACAGGGAACGUGUCCCUUUUAUCCUGACGUACGACUUUGUCCAUGUCAUUCAGGAGGGGCGGACCAACAACAGUGAGAAAUUUGAACGGUUUCGGGACUGUUGCGAACAGGCUUAUAAGAUCCUUUGUCGGAAUGGGACUCUUUUUGUGAAUCUCUUUGCCUUAAUGAAAGCUGCCGGUCUCCCUGAACUCAGUUCUUCCAAAGACAUCCAGUAUCUAAAGGACUCUUUGGCCCUGGGAAAGUCUGAAGACGAAGCACUGAAGAAUUUUAAAGUCAAAUUUAAUGAAGCUCUUCGAGAGAGCUGGAAGACCAAGGUGAACUGGAUGAUGCACACUUUUGCCAAAGAUAACAGAUAGACGGCACUUGUUGACGAACUGCAAAGGGAGACCCACCAAAAUCCUCUUGCUCAGCGUUGAUUUAAAGUAAUGCAGCUUUGAACAGAAUCUAUGUUGCACUGGUGUACGUUAUUCAUUGUAUUAUAGGUGACAGCUGUUUAUAAAAUGUUUACAACUGCGAUUUAAUAGGGAAUAAACAAAGUACUGAGAUGUACUGCUUACACACGAGUGUAGUUUCAGAUAUAUGUUGUAUAUGCGACACAAUGCACUGAAAAUUCAAGCUACUAAUUUAACAAACGGUUGGCGUGCCACUAAUUUAACUAGCAUCACUGGUUUGUUUGUGUAAUACAGUACAUGCACAGAGAAAAGCUCAGAGCAAUUGAGAUUAAUGUAUUUAUCGUUUUUAACUGUACAACAUAAAUUACAAAUAGCUGGACAAGAAGGCACAUAACUGUGUGUUCGUAUCGUUUACAUUUUGUUUUGCCAUUUUUGUUUAUCGGUUUACAUGAACGUGUUUGUUUGUAAAUAUUGUUUUAUGUAACGUCUUAUAUUUACAUUCCAGUAUUUCCAAUUGUUUCAAAUGAUUUGUACGAUAGGUAAAUUGUUUAUCGGGAAAGCCUUUGUAUAGUGGUGUAUAUGACAUUUUUAUGUCAGUGUAGAAAUGAGCCUUAAAUAUUUUGUAUUUGUGAGUUUUCUGUGCCUUUGGGAUUUGACACACACAAGCCAUCUUGAAGACGUGUCCAAAGAGUUUGCUUCUGUUUGCUGAAAUGAAUUUAAAGGGUGUAAGUCUUGUACUAUUGUGUUAUAAAUCAGGGCGGUGUGAGAAACAGUAUUAUUGCUUUGUAGAAAAUUGAGCCUGUUAAUUGUGUGCUUAUUUUGAGCAAGUCUUGAAUAGUUUUCUUCUGGUUAUACCUUAACAGUUCCAGAAUGUAUUAACACGGUAUUCACUGCUACCUGACUCAUGAACAUAUAUCUGCUUUUAUCAAAAGAGGAGUAAACAUUGUUUAUUUUGAAUGUUCAGAUGUCCGAAUGUACAUUUUUAAAGAAGGGAUUUAAAUGCUAAUUCAAAUUGAUCUAAUCUUUAUAAAAAACCUAUUGCUAUAGAUUACCCAUUGCAUAUCAUUUUAAUAAUCUAAGGCACCUUAGUGCAAUGAAGAACAGUUGUCACACAAUGAAGGGAUUUUUGUAUUUGGAUUAUUCUCUACUGGACUACUAACCGGGUAACUCUCAUUGUUUCUUGGACAUAAGUUGUGUGCCACCAUGAUUUUAAGCCAUUUCACACCGUGAAACUUCUGGAUUAUGAUGUUUGUUUGUUUUUAAAUGUGUUGUUUUCAUUUUUAAACUGCAACUGCUGUAAGAUGUGUUUUGAGGUUUGAAGUGUGCUUUCCAUUUCUGUUUUGUCAUAAAUUAUUGAUUCUGAA
This is a messenger RNA of Misgurnus anguillicaudatus (oriental weatherfish), 5082 nucleotides long. RefSeq names its product phosphatidylinositol-4,5-bisphosphate 3-kinase, catalytic subunit delta (gene pik3cd). Gene Ontology annotation, molecular function: 1-phosphatidylinositol-3-kinase activity; 1-phosphatidylinositol-4-phosphate 3-kinase activity. The record is from RefSeq and is a predicted model, not a curated record. Gene Ontology annotation, biological process: phosphatidylinositol-3-phosphate biosynthetic process; cell migration; phosphatidylinositol-mediated signaling. NCBI's taxonomy places the organism in Eukaryota, Metazoa, Chordata, Actinopteri, Cypriniformes, Cobitidae. Gene Ontology annotation, cellular component: cytoplasm; phosphatidylinositol 3-kinase complex; plasma membrane.